AUGUCUUUCCAAUCACCCCCUGGGCGCCCGGGGAACCUGACUCCUGAGCAAGAGGAGAAGCUUCGCAAGCUAUGGACUGCUGUCUUCCAACUCACUGGCGUGGCCGAUGACGAGAGCGCUGGUGCCAACCUCUUGCCCCAAAAAGAGGAGGCGAGUCCAGCAGAGGCUGAUCCGAAGAAGAAGCGAGGAUUUGGCAUGUUCAAGAAAGGCAAAUCUGGUACUUCGACACCAACUGAAGGUUCCGCUGAAGAGGACAAGUACAAUGAAACCAAACAAUUCCAUGAGACUUUGGCCAACGAGUCCCCUGAAACAAUUCGACACACGAUAUGGUCUAUGGUGAAGCACGAUCACCCUGAUGCCCUUGUUCUACGCUUUCUCAGAGCACGAAAGUGGGAUGUCGAGAAGGCUCUCGUCAUGUUGGUAUCCACUAUGCAUUGGAGGCAUAACGACAUGAAGGUGGACUCUGAAAUCAUGAAGAACGGAGAUGCCUUUGCGGUUGAGGAUGAGAAGACCGACUCUCCUACUAAGCAAGUUAGCGCCGACAUGAUGAAGCAACUCCGAAUGGGUAAGAGUUUCCUGCACGGCACUGACAAGCAAGGCCGACCUAUCUGUGUUGUCCGGGUUCGCCUGCACAAGGCUGGGCAAGAGUGCGAAGAAAGCUUGGAAAAGUACACAGUCUACAUUAUUGAGACAGCUCGGAUGACACUCCAACCUCCUGUUGAUACAGCUUGCAUCGUUUUCGACAUGACUGGCUUCUCUAUGGCCAACAUGGACUACACACCUGUUAAGUUCAUGAUUAAGUGCUUCGAGGCCAACUAUCCCGAGUCUCUAGGUGCUGUCCUGGUGCACAAAGCCCCCUGGCUUUUCCAAGGUAUCUGGAAGGUCAUCCGUGGCUGGCUUGACCCUGUGGUGGCAGCCAAGGUUCACUUCACUAACAACCGGGCCGAACUCGAGGAGUUCAUCGCUCCAGACCAUCUGAUCAAGGAGCUUGAAGGCGAUGAGAACUGGGAGUACAAGUACAUCGAGCCUAUUGCUGGCGAAAAUGACAAGAUGAAGGAUACGCAAACCCGGGAUCGUCUUUUGACUGACCGUGAAGAGUUGGUCAAGAAAUUCGAGCAUACAACUAGGGAAUGGAUCCGUCAUCCUGAUGGUGAGCAGGGCAAACAACUCAAGGCUGAGCGAGAGAAGAUUGCCAAACUUCUCAGGGAGGAUUACUGGAAUCUCGACCCAUACAUCCGAGCACGAACACUCUACGACAGACAGGGUGCGAUACAGAGCGAUGGCAAGACUGACUGGUACUCGCUCAAGCCACUGGCUGCUGCGGGAGCCAGCACUUCUGCUGAUGACCUAGACUAG
Messenger RNA from Fusarium oxysporum Fo47, 1356 nucleotides. RefSeq names its product CRAL-TRIO domain-containing protein. The transcript is spliced from 3 exons. Bases 1 to 1356 code for a protein of 451 amino acids. Lineage: Eukaryota; Fungi; Ascomycota; Sordariomycetes; Hypocreales; Nectriaceae. The record is from RefSeq and is a predicted model, not a curated record.